Microdochium trichocladiopsis is the source of this 1702-nucleotide messenger RNA. RefSeq lists its product as uncharacterized. The transcript is spliced from 2 exons. Bases 425 to 1519 code for a protein of 364 amino acids. The record is from RefSeq and is a predicted model, not a curated record. Gene Ontology annotation, molecular function: glutamate-cysteine ligase catalytic subunit binding; enzyme regulator activity. NCBI's taxonomy places the organism in Eukaryota, Fungi, Ascomycota, Sordariomycetes, Xylariales, Microdochiaceae. Gene Ontology annotation, biological process: glutathione biosynthetic process. Gene Ontology annotation, cellular component: glutamate-cysteine ligase complex.
CCCAUCGAGAAAUCGUGAGUCGUGCCUUGUCUUCUUGUUCUUCGCGCGUGUCUCGACACUGGGAGUGUGGUGGUACUAGGUGGGUUACGCUACCUGCGUCCUAACCGUCGGACUGGCCGACUUCGCCCUGCUAGCCUGGGCCCCUCUAUCCUUUCCAAACUUUAUGGAACUUUAUGCCUGCAAUUUUCUUGAUAUCACCGUCCUCCCUCCGACACAGCUCGUCCCGAUCCUGGACCUGUAGACUUCCCACAUUGAACCACUCCGGCAGUCUUCCUGUGGUCAGCGGUCGACUUCGCGCUCGCGCAGCACGGUCCGCAAACCCCGACACAUUCUAAUCGUACCAUCGGCGUUCGGUCUCUCCCACUUAGAGUCUUCCUUGGAGUCGUCAGCGGCAAAGGUCUCUUGGCAUUGUUGCGAUUUCACCAUGACGCGCAUUGUCCUCUCCACCGGGAACAUCAUCUCGGGCGGACCGUCGAUCAUUCGCAAGCCCGGUACCACGCGCUCGAACCUCGAACUCGUCAACUCGCUCCGUAGCAGCUUCGCCGCGGCCCAGCAGGACUAUGGCGGCGCAGACUGGGCUGCGCAGACGCCGGACGGGACCAACGGCGUUGUAGCACAGCAGACGAAUGGCACUAGCACCACAACCACUGCGGCCACGACCCCAGCUGCGGCGUGGACGGCCCGGGAAGACGGCACGCUGUAUAUCCCACGGAUCGACUGGUCUGGCGCGGCGCUGCAGGAGGACCGGGACCAGUACGAAAUCACCCUCAAGAUGUUCUUUCUGCCCACGGCGCCCGUGGCCCAGCGGGAAGCGUACAUCACACAAGCCUUGGACCUGGUCGGCAAGGAACUCGGCUUUAGCGGCAGCAGCAGCAGCGACAGCCAAAAGUUCACAGUGGACCUGCUUAUCGUGUCGUUCCCGGGCAUCUCGUUCGAGGGCGACUGCGAGUGGGAGGCGGACAAGAAGAACGCCAAGAUGGGCAACGACGCCGACGAGCUGGCGACGUGGACCGCGCUCGAGGCCCUGCACGCCCAGGGCCGCAUCGGCCGCCUGGGCAUCGCCGAGUUUGGCAGCGAGAAGCUCCAGCGGUUCCUCGAGAAGGUGCAGACCCGCCCGGCCGUGGACCAGAUCAAUGUCAAGAACUGCUGCAGCGUGCCCCCGCCCCUCGUCCAGCUCGCCAAGCGGGAAGGCAUCGAGCUCCUCACGCACAGCGACUGCACGGACAUCCUGCCUGGCGGGACGCUGCGGGAGCUCCUGGGCCCGAAAGAGAAGGGCGGCGCUGAUGUGCUUGCAAGUGGGGGUGGUCGUGUCGGCGAGGAGGAGGAGAACGGGGAAGAGGCUGCUGGUCACGGCCGGUUAACGGGAGACUUGCUGCCAGAAUGGGUUGUCAAGUACACGGCGUUUGUCAAGGACCGGGGCGUCAUCGAGAACAAGGGCUAUUUCGCGGGUGCCGAGCUGGCGGACGACGAUGACGGCACGGCGGCGCAGCGGGAUCCCAAGAGGGUCAAGAUGCAGUAGCUGUGGGUGUCCUUGUGUCUGUUCGCCACCCGUCCGCCCGUUCGUUCUUUCUGGCAUACAUAUUUCGAUCCCAGCAUAGCUUUCAGGAACAUGGCUUGUCUUCAUCAUCAUUCAUUGCACCGUGUCCUUCACAUAUUCCAGACUUGGCGGCAACGUGGCACGACGCAUUCAAUCUGAGACGCU